UAUUUCUAGGCAAUUGUAAUUUUAUUUAAAACCAUUUCUAUUUUUAUCCUUCUUUAAUUAUGCCUCAAUAUCAAUAAACGGCACUCGGGGUUUUUUAUAUGAUUUAUGACGAACAAAUCCUUUGCUAAAGGGUUUUCUAACAAAACCCUUUCAAAAAACCUUUUUUUACACACCAAAAGGUUUUCUAGUAGUAGAAACCUUUUUUUUUACAGUGUAGCAACAUUAAAAGUAAGUAUAAUCAAGAUUCAAGUAGUCAUCAGAUUAGUUUUAGCAAUUUUAUUGUCAAUCAACUUCUAGUAUUGAAUGUGCCAAGCAACCUUCACAUAUAUAUACAGGAGCAAAUGAGUGAUAGAUUAUCAAAUAUUAUAAAAAGUUAUGAUUUUUGUAUAACUGGGCAAAACAUUUAUGAUAUGCUAUAUAGUUCACUUAGCAUGAAUCAUAUAGAAGAUGUUAAAAAUAUUAGGUCAUUUUUGGAAAAACUAUGGAGACCCGUCGAAUUUAAUGAAGAGCUUAAAUUAACUUUGUUAAAUAAAAUAACACUGUCUUGUUUAGAAGUUUUAAAAAACUUUGAACACGAUAUUCCAACAAAAGUGUUUAAAAAGCUAAAAAACCUAAUAAAUGAAAUAUCUCCAGGUCGAGAUUUUUUGAAAAAAGAAGGUGGAAUAUACUCUAACGUAAAUAAAAGUAGUUCCAAACAACGCCAAGAAAAAUUUUCUGACGAAAUUAUUAACAAAUUAAAAAAACAAAAAGAGAGAAUAUCGAUAAUGCCCGAUUGUUUCGAGAAGUCUGUUUUAAAUUUAAUUUAUUUAAUCCGCUUAGAAAUUUUACCUGACAACAACAUUACUAAUUUAUUUAAGAAGCAAGAAGAACCAAUAAAUUUUGACACUUACUUACUGUCUUUAAAUGAGAGUUAUGCUACUAAGGGACGCAACUUUAACAACGAAAUAAAAGAAAACUUACAAAGAGCUGUAAAUUUAAUUAAAAUGGGUCACUUGAAUUCAGCACUCCAAAUUCUUGAAUCAUUGUUUAAGCAAAUUCAACCACUGGACAUCACAGAAAUAACCUUAUUGUUAGAAAAAGCUUAUGAAAACUUUAAUCUGAUAGAAAAUCGUGACGUGAUACUUUUAUUAGGUAUGACGGGAUCUGGUAAAACAGCCACUAUUCAUUUUUUAUCCGGUUCUAAAAUGGUUGAAAAACAAGUUGAAAUUAAACCUGGCAAGUUUCUUAAUCAUAUUACAGCAGCAAAACCACUCCCAGAUGCUUUAUCUAAAUUUGUUAUAAGUUUUCGCGCUAAAUCAGAAACUAGAUACAUAAACCCAAUUCAAAUUAAUUUAAAAGAUCUGGGCGCAUUUACGGAUAAGUUUAUAAUGCUAUGUGACUCACCAGGAUUUGGUGAUACUGCUGGCCCUGAAGUAGAUAUUGCUAACAGUAUAAGUAUUGUUGAAGGAAUCAAAUGUUGCAAAAGCGUUCGACCGGUCAUUUUAAUGAAUUAUGAAAAUCAAGGUGGUCGAAGUGAAGGUAUUCGAGAAAUGACAAGAAUGAUUCAGGAUAUGGUAAUAAACAUUGAAGAAUAUUUGUCUACAUUUUCUUAUAUUUUUACUAAGUAUCCGGACAUUGACAUUCACACAAGCCUUCUUAACAUUUACAUUAGUGUUGAAAAAAUAUCUGAGCAAAAUGACGAAACAUUCAAAGCGAUACUAGAAGAUAUGUUAAAAAAAACUAAAAAAAAAUGGAAAAUCUUUAGAUCUUAUCAAUGAUAAUUCUUUAGAUGUUUUAAAUAAGAUUAUUAAAACACCUUGCAUUGAUGAUCCUAAGCAAGUGUUUAGGUACACAAUGACCGAACGAUCAAAAAAUGCUCUGUCCAUGCAAGCCGAGUACAAUAAGUCUGCUAUAAUAUGUGCCGCUAAGACUGACAACUAUAAACUAAUAAAAUAUAAAAUAGUUGAACUUAUAUUUUUGUUUACUACUUUAAAGUUAAAUGAGGUUAGACAAACUUUAAAGGAAUCCAUUGAUUUUGUAAACACUCAUAUUAAGAGAUGUUACGAAGAUACAAAACAAAGACUUAGCAGAUGUCUAGACAAUCAAAGCAAACUCUCGCUUGAUGAACUAGAAUACUAUGUUUCUCAAAUUGAGAAAUUUAAAGACCUUCAUAUUUUUACAGAUGUUGAGCCUUUGGUAAAAGUAAGUAGAUUAAGCGAAGCGUUGGUUCAAAAUUUGCGUUUAAAAUGUGAUCAAGAGGCAGAAAAUUUUACAUCUCUGAAUAUAUUUCAUGACGAUCACUCAAAAACAUCAUUGUAUAACUUAAAAUUAAUUAGUGAAAAAUGUGAUAACAAAGGAUACAUAAGUGCUUGUCAAUUUGUAAUCGACCAGAUGUACUACAAAGAGAAUCAUUGAAAGCAGGGGCAUGGCAUUCGUCUAAGUUUUCAUCUAUAUUUUCAUCUAGAAACAACUAUUUAUAUAGAAAUAAAUAUGUAUAAUAAAUAAAAAUGUAGAAA
Molecule: messenger RNA, 2495 nt
Organism: Hydra vulgaris (swiftwater hydra)
Lineage: Eukaryota; Metazoa; Cnidaria; Hydrozoa; Anthoathecata; Hydridae
Source: RefSeq, a predicted model, not a curated record